Molecule: messenger RNA, 964 nt
Organism: Saprolegnia diclina VS20
Lineage: Eukaryota; Oomycota; Saprolegniomycetes; Saprolegniales; Saprolegniaceae
Exons: 2
Coding region: 251-901 (216 amino acids)
Source: RefSeq, a predicted model, not a curated record
GCGGAAGCGGGUUUGAAGUGAGCCAGGACAUUCCGUUGGCUCGAUCGUCAGCCGACUGGUCUAUUGCAACAAGGAAACUGGAAAAGUGGGAUGACAGGUACAGACCGAAGCGGCAUCCGGGACCACAGCCAGCUCUCAUGCGAACGUUGAGCUGGAAGGCGCUCGUCCAACGGCAGCAGCGCGCAUUCCACCACCAACGGCGCGAUCGCCGACUUCUUUCACCAACCUCAUUCUUCAACUGUUCGCUUCGAUGCCAGCCUCGCUCCGUGCCUUUGCUCUCCUGAGCGUCGUCUACCUCCACGCUGUGUUUGCUGGGAUGGUCGUGAGCUGCAAUGAAGGGAUGCUCUGCGGCAACCAAGGCCGCGCCAAGUGCUACGACCCGAUCAUCGAGGGCUGUUGCGACGGCCUCGUGUACGUGAUACACGCGUACAACGCGAGCGGCCAGCUCUCGGUGCGUCAGUGCUGCAUGCGAGCCAAGGCGUCGCCUUACGUGGCCUUCCGCUGCAACGCGCCGUCGGCAACCAACGCUUCGUUCACACCGGACGAACCCGGCAUGCUUGUUCCGGCGACUCUCGUUCGGACGCCGUCGGACAAUGGUACGAGCACGAGCAACGUUAGCCAGACAGCGACGCCCAUGACGACGACACUUCCCGUCACGACGAAGCCAGCGACAACCGUGCCGCCGCCGACAACAAUGCAGGCAACGACGCUGGCGCCGGGUAAUGUUACAACGGCACCGGGCAAUGUUACGACGGCGCCGGGCAACGUGACGACUGCGCCGGGCGGUAGUACAAAGUCACCGCCCAAGGCGACAACGGCUCCGCCGUCGACGGCAUCGUGCGUCGGGUCGUCGGCGGUCGCCGUCAUCGGCGUGGUUUUGGCGCGUUGUUUGGCUGCCUGAAACCGGCAGUGGUCGACGACGAUAGCGUAAUCUCAGCCAAUCUACGCCGUUGGUCUCUUGGAA